AGAGACGGGGAACAGGAUUGGGAAGCAGCAGGGGGAAGCGGCGGCGGUGCCGAGCCCGUGGAGAAGAUGGCAGGCAGCCCGGAGAAGAGCUGCUCCUCAGCUCAGGAGCUCAAAGAGCAUGGCAACCGCCUGUUCCUCUGCCGGAAGUACCAGGAGGCCGUCACCUGCUACAGCAAAGCCAUAGUAAAACCGAACCCGUCUGUAGCGGUGUACUACACUAACCGAGCGCUGUGCUACGUGAAGCUGCAGCAGUAUGAUAAGGCUCUGGCUGACUGUAAACACGCCCUGGAGCUCGACAGCCAGUCGGUCAAAGCUCAUUUCUUCCUGGGGCAGUGUCACCUGGAGCUGGAGAACUACGAAGAGGCCAUCGGGAAUCUCCAACGAGCGUACAAUCUGGCUAAAGAGCAGCGUCUGAACUUUGGAGAUGAUAUCCCCAGUGCCUUGCGCUACGCCAAGAAGAAGCGCUGGAACAGCAUGGAGGAGAAGCGCAUCAGCCAGGAGAACGAGCUGCACGCCUAUCUCACCAAACUCAUCCUGGCUGAGAGGGAACGGAACCUGGAAGACUACCGAGAGAAGCAGGGUGACGACAAUCUGAGCGACAGCGACAUCAGCAAAAUCAAAACCAAACAUGAUAAAUAUCUGACAGACAUGGACGAGCUUUUUUCCCAAGUGGAUGAAAAAAGGAAGAAGCGAGAGAUUCCUGACUAUCUGUGUGGAAAGAUCAGCUUUGAGUUGAUGAGAGAACCGUGCAUUACACCGAGCGGCAUCACGUACGACCGCAAGGACAUCGAGGAGCACCUACAGCGUGUAGGCCACUUUGACCCUGUAACUCGGAGUCCCCUGACCCAGGAUCAGCUGAUCCCCAAUCUGGCCAUGAAGGAGGUGAUCGAUGCCUUUAUCCAGGAGAACGGCUGGGUGGAGGACUACUGAACACACACACACACACACACACACACACACACACACACACACACACACACACACACACAGAGGGGAGGGGUGUGUCAGAGCUGCUUCUGGAUGUAUGUGAGCACUUUAAACAAGAGAACUUCACUCUGACACGCCCCCUAUUGCUGGACUCCAUCUCCCCAUAUAUCUGUUUCUCUAUCCAUCUUAUUCUGUCCAUUUUAUCUUCAUAAGUGUAUUUUCUUUUUCUCUCUCUCACACACACACACACACACACACACACACACACACACACACGAACUGUGCCUCCUGUUGCUCAGUACCAUGAGAAGAGCAGUUAGUCUUUCUGGAGAUAAAAUACACUAUAAUAUACAGUGCGCAUGCACGUGUGUGUGUGUGUGUGUGUGUGUGUGUGUGUGUGUGUGCGCGCACGUCUGUAAUGUCUGGGGGAGUUAUGGAGCUUUGUAAUGCUUAAUAAGUGCAUAUGAAACAAUUAGGAUGUUUAUUAUGAGUUCUAGAUUGUAGUUAGCUGCAUCUGGCUGUGUGUGUGUGUGCGCGUGUGUGUGUGUGUGCGCGUGCGCGCACGGCUCCCUAAUGAUUUUUACACAAUACACACAAGUGUUUCCAUCCGUUGAAGUUCAGUCCAUCCUACAAUCAGAGAAAAGGGGUGGAGCCUAAGAAUCAGAACGAAACGCAAUCAGGGCUAACGGCAUGCGGGUUGCGUGUGUGUGUGUGUGUGUGUGUGUGUGUGUGUGUGUGUGUGUGUGUGUGUGUGACACACACACACACACACACCUGUGCUGUUAGCUUUGCAUGGAUAAUGGUUCAAUGUUUCAGUUUAUUGCAAGUAUUCGGACAGGAAGUGGAAUUCUCCGGGUGCAGGUCAAAAUAAAUCGUAUUUUUUCUAAAAAUCUA
Silurus meridionalis is the source of this 1821-nucleotide messenger RNA. RefSeq names its product STIP1 homology and U-Box containing protein 1 (gene stub1). Gene Ontology annotation, molecular function: protein-folding chaperone binding; ubiquitin protein ligase activity. Gene Ontology annotation, biological process: positive regulation of proteolysis; protein quality control for misfolded or incompletely synthesized proteins; protein polyubiquitination. Lineage: Eukaryota; Metazoa; Chordata; Actinopteri; Siluriformes; Siluridae. The record is from RefSeq and is a predicted model, not a curated record. Gene Ontology annotation, cellular component: cytoplasm; Z disc. The coding region runs from base 67 to 930 and encodes 287 amino acids. The transcript has 7 exons.